Molecule: messenger RNA, 1562 nt
Organism: Aegilops tauschii subsp. strangulata
Lineage: Eukaryota; Viridiplantae; Streptophyta; Magnoliopsida; Poales; Poaceae
Source: RefSeq, a predicted model, not a curated record
UAUGGAUCCAUGGAAGGGUGGAAACUAUCGAAACCAACUAACUACAUAACUAGGUACUGAACAUUAGGAGUAGAAAUAGAUCUGAGUCGCGCCACCGCACCUUUCUGCCUCGACGCCGGUGACUCUCACGUACUGGCGGCGCCGUGACGCUGGAAAGUUUAGCGAACUCCACACAUCCAAACAGACGUUGAUCCAUCGACCCGAACCAAGAAUCAACACCGAGAGCUCGGCGAGAUGAUGUCACUGAAGCCCUCUGCAUCCGCCGCCGCCGAAGGCUGCAGGAUUGCCUCAACCCCUCGCUCCGCGCUGACGGCGAGGUCAACACCAUUGCAAGUAAUUAAUAUUUUGGGAAACUUCGUUAGAAUUUGGUCUGUGUAUUCGUUGUAUAGCCACUUGUCCAGUACUGGGGAUUCAAUAGUUGGCUUUAUCUUCAGUUGCUUUGUACCAGCUUCUGUCAUCUUCUUAAUCUUACAGAAGCCUUGGAAAGGUCGGCCUUUGCCCAACUCACAGAUUGUUCCUACAGUUGUCAAUGGCGGAGUUCUGGCAUUAUACUUCGUGUUGUGGGCUAAAGGACUCCUUGCUUGCAGACCACUAGUGGAACUAGUACGAGGCUCAUUGUUACAAACAGGCCGACUAUGCCACAAUUUGCUGACUUGCCAAGAGUACGCAGGUGCACUUCUUGGAGUUCUCUCUGCUGCUUUAUAUGGAAGGAAGGUUAAUAUAUGGAAAAAGAUUGGAGGGCUCGCUGCUAUGCUGCUAGCAUACUAUCUGUUAUCAAAUGGUUGGGCUACAAGAACAAAUUCACCGCUAUAUAGCUUUGGAAGUGAACCACUGGAGAAGGCUACAGAAACUACCGGGAUGAAGGAAAUGGUUCUGCCAAUUACUGCUGGAAUUUUAUCAGCUUUGAGGAGAGUAUUGGCUCGGCGAGUCUCUCUCAAGAAUCAACUCAAAAGGCGACUUCAUGCGAUAACUGUUGCUUCUGCUACAUGUUUUCUUUUUCCAUUUGCAAUGUGGGAUACAAUUCUAGGUUCAACAUCUGACAGCAUAGUUAAAAUGCAACUUCCAAGCUGGGCAUAUUUGAGUACUGUUUUGUUCGGAAUGGUGCUUAUAUUCUAUGUUGAUAAUGUUGCUGAGGAAAGCUUGCAUCUGGUCUUUUCUUCUCCAAGGCACUUAGUGGUUUCAACAGGUUGCAUCAUUAUUUUGGAGAUAUUAUACAAAAUGGAUUUCUCCCUUCCUGGUUUGCUGCUUUGUUCCGUGAUUUUGGGAUUUGGUAUUUUGGAAGCAACCUCCUUGGACCGAUCAAAAAAAAGGCCAUUGGAGGCACAUGAACCGUCAAAUGGAUCACUUCACAAUCAGUUGCGGAUUUCAGAACUUCCAAUGUAGAAUGAGGCUUGUAUAUAUUAAUUUCGGGCGUAAUUAGACAAGUCUUGAACGUUAUAGAGAACUGCCUUUAUUUGCAUGUGUUGCAAAUGUAUGCUUAUCUAGUCAUUUGGCCUGGGACGCGAGGGGUUGUCAUAUGUUGAUUUCGAUCAGGGGAAAAUAGUUAGAGAAGUUUUGACUUA